Messenger RNA from Thamnophis sirtalis, 4583 nucleotides. Its product is annotated as glutathione S-transferase omega-1. The record is from RefSeq and is a predicted model, not a curated record. Gene Ontology annotation, molecular function: glutathione transferase activity; glutathione dehydrogenase (ascorbate) activity. Lineage: Eukaryota; Metazoa; Chordata; Lepidosauria; Squamata; Natricidae. Gene Ontology annotation, biological process: glutathione metabolic process. Gene Ontology annotation, cellular component: cytoplasm.
AAACCUAUAUUUACAUAGCAGAUGGAAUUCGUACUUUGCGCUUAUAGGCAUGCGGCCUUAGAGUUAACUAGUAACUGCGUCCCAGAGGUUGCUCUGCGGAAGAGUUUACCGCCGUAGUAGAUCAAUUCGCUCAGCCCUCCAAGUUGUUUACUUCUUGUCAAUCACUCAACUCGAAGCUCUUUAGCAUCCAACGGAGGGAGAGCUGCCCAUUAACGAAGAGGGAGGAGCCAGACUGCGUCGAGGGGCCGGUGGAGAGAAAAGGCGGCGUCUUAAGGAAAAAUUCCGACGUGCACAGCUGGUUCCGUUUUCUGGUGACCCGAAGCAAGAUGUCUGGGGAAUUCGCUAGAAGCUUGGGAAAAGGAACUCCUGCUCCAGGACCAGUGCCUGAAGGAACCAUCCGUCUGUACAGUAUGCGUCACUGCCCUUUUGCACAGAGAACAGUACUCGUCCUAAAAGCCAAAGGAAUCAACCAUGAAAUUGUAAAUAUCAAUUUGAGAAACAAACCAGACUGGUUUUUUGAGAAGAACCCACUUGGAAUGGUACCUGUGCUAGAAACAAGCAAGGGUCAGCUGAUCAGUGAAUCUCCAAUCACUUGUGAAUAUUUGGAUGAAGUUUACCCAGAAAAGAAGUUGUACCCUGCAGAUCCUUAUGAAAAAGCUUAUCAGAAAAUGCUUCUAGAAUACUUCUCCAAGCUACAUCCAAUGUGCUUUGACUAUAUUCGGGCUUUCAGGAAUGGUGAAGAUGCAUCAGCAUUAAAGAAGGAGUUCCAGGAGAAGAUUCUGAAGCUUGAAAAGAUGCUCACAAACCACAAAACUAAGUUUUUUGGUGGAAAUUCAGUAUCCAUGAUUGAUUAUCUAAUCUGGCCAUGGUUUGAACGGAUGGAGGCCUUUCAGUUAAUUGAAUGUUUGGACCAUACUCCAGGGUUAAAAUGCUGGGUUGAUCUGAUGAAGCUUGAUCCAGCUGUUCAGGCCACAAUAACUGAUCCUCAAAUCUUCAAGGGCUUCCUUGAAUUAUAUUUCAAUAGUAGUCUUGAGGCCUGUGAUUAUGGGCUCUGAAAACUAUGGAAAGCUUUUUCAGUGGAUGACAAGGGGUAUUGAUACCUAUUGCUCCAGCGUGUCAUCUGAUAUUUGAAAUGCUUUGCUCAGCUUUGAUAUUUUUUGUGGUAUGCUAUUCAACCAGUAUAUAAUUGCAAUGAGAUGGUAAUUAUCUGCAAUAAAUUAUCUGCAAAGAUGGCAUGAAUUAAGCUUAGAAAUUAGUAGGCUGUGCUGUGAACUAAACGCUUAUGAGCAAAUCCAGAUUUUCCUGGAAGGAUGUUUUAAGAGAAGGAGGCAGGAGAAUUCCAAGAACAUUGGAAGUACUGUAGAUUUAUAUUCAAUCACUAAUAUAUGUGUAUCAACAGCAAGUCAAAAAUUGAACUAUGGAGGCUUUGCAUGAAAAACCUGUGCUUUAUUAUAGCUAUAGCCUUCCAUUUUGUAUACCCUUAUUUAGGCAACUGGAUAGGAAAUUAGCACAAAGUGGCAUGCAUAGAAAACUAUUGUCCCUAGCCUAGAGCAAAGGGUCCCUUGGUCUGGGAAGUUACUUUGGUUCUUCUGUAUUAUUUUUCAGUUUGGCAAAGAGAUGAACUAUGACCAUUUUUGAGAGCAUCUAAAAAUAUAAUUCUCACAGAGUUCCCCAGAUGUUUUCAGUUUUAGGUUUUGCAUAAAGAGCCAGCAUAUCCAAAUAUAAUGUUGCUAAGACAAAUUACAGGUAUUCCUCACUUAUCAAGCUUUUCUUUAGCAACUGUUUGAAGCUACAACACACUGAAAAAAGUGACUUAUGAUCAGUCUUUGCCUUUACAAUUGUCACAGUCUCUCCACAAUCAUGUGAUCAUCAUUUGAAAUCUUGGCAGCUGUUGUACAUUUAUGACGGGAAUAACAUCCUCAGUUGCCAUUUAUGAUCUUCCCAGAUACUUUCAGCAAGCAAUAUCACUAUAUUAGUAUAGUAUAUGUAGAUGAAAUCAGAUUGGUGAAGGCAACUAUAUAGAAAGCAUUUGGUUUUGUUGGCUUGCACUUAAAUUGAGAUCAGUAUGAUAAAUGCACGCUUCUAGUUUUGAUUUACUUGCAUUUACCUCAGGACACAACCUGCUAUCUCAGGCUUGAACUUACCUUUGUCAGUCUCAACCAUAAAUUUAUUGUUCCAUAUUUAAGUCUUGACUUUAAAGUAAAAUUGAAGUAUUAGAUAGUGUCUCUUUAGUUCAGGUGUUAGGGUUUGUCUAAUCAAAUUUGGCCAAAUAUUCUAUUCAAUUCAAUUCAAAUUGAGCGCAAUAUUCUUUUCUAACCCAUGUUCCCAUCUGGUUCAGGAAACUUUGCAUUUGGUUCAAAAAAUUUUGCAUACUUGUUUCCUUACCUGGUGCUGGUUUGUAGCAGCAUGAGUAUUCUCCAAUGUUUGAAAAGCAGGUUAACCUAGAUAAGUACAGUUGCAUCAAACAUGAAGCCCCAUAUAAACGAGAUGUACAUCUACAUGGUACAAGGUUGAACACAUUUUCCUGAAAAUUUAUGCAUACUUAACUAAUGCAUAAUUACAGGCUCAAAAUAACAAAACUGUAACAAAACCACGAACAGGUACAGGUCAGACACAGAAACUUUCAUUUGUUAUUUAGUUAUUAAAAAAUGGCAAAAAUAGCAGCAGGUAAAUAUUUCGUGUACCCAGAUAAAAGUAACUAUUCUUGUUUCCGGAAUUUCAUCCUUAUAUAACUUGUCUUGUUCUGAAUUAUUUUAGAUCUCUUUGUACAAACUGCAUGUUUGAAUUUUUUAAUGAUGUUCAAGCUGGGGACUGUGAAGGUCAUGGCAAAAUCUUUAUCAGUCAGUCAUGUAAAUAUUGCAUAAUUAGGUAGGCUUCAAAUCAAUAUCUCACUGAAAUACCCACUUGUAUUUCAGCUUGGCUUUGGGACAUUUAGUUGAAUCCAUAUUUGCUUCCACUUGUACAUCAUUGUCUGUGGCAUUGAUUGCCACAGAACCCCCCAAAAUUAGGGCUGCCCGAAUGCUUAACAGUUGGGAAGGUUUUCUUUAAAUACUUCACUCAUUUUUCUCCAAGUGUAUCUUGUGCAGCUGUGAAUGAAGAGUUUAAUUGGUUUAUUAGUUCAAAGAGCAUCUAAUGUUUAAAGCAUUUGACAUUUACCUAGAUUUUAUUCUACAUAUAUAGACAAUGAGUUGUGCAAUAAUUGAAGAAAAGGUUUCCUUUUGACACAUGCACAUUGUGGUUAUAUAAGCAAUAACGUACAACAGUGUGGACUACUAUUGCAGUAACAGCUAAAUUUGCAGUGAUUUAUGAGUUCUGGAACCUUACUAGGUGGAGCUUGUAGCAGAUUUUUUUUCUUGAUAUUGAUGUCUUCCACAAUUCCAUGUAAUUUCAAUUUCUUAAUGUUUCUCACAGCUGCAAAUGUUACCUGGAAAAGUCACAGAUGUUUCAAAAUACACUUUUCCUCCCUUUUUUAAAGUGAAUUAUCUUCAUUUUCAAUUGCCUAGACACCACAUAUGUUUUUUGAAAGUAGAAAGAUCAAUUCAACCUGAAAGUUGUUUUUUUUCAUUUGUGAAAUUGUCUUGAAUGGGUAAUUUAAGUCUAAUGAAUCAAUCACAUUCUGAAGGCUUAAUGACCUUACUGCCAAGACUAGGGGGAAAAAAUCAACUGGCUAAACAUCUGCACUUGCUAUAUCAUUUUCUUAUUUUAAACUUAUAAAGAAUCCCAUGUAACUUGCAAGUUAUGAAUUCUAAUUUGCUAAAUGAAAUGUUUAUCUUGUAGUACGUAGAUGGUAUUAACGCCUGUUUACUGAGGGAUUCUGUAAGGGGUAUGAUUUGUUUAAACAGUACUUGGCAUGCAAAUGUACUGGUAUAUCAGCUUGUAACAAAAUCAUCUUUCAACGCUAUGGAAUGGAACUAAGAUAAUCCUUUUCUUACAUUCAAAAUACUUUAAUACUUAAAUGCAUUUUUUUGUAUCAGGCCCUGGAUGGUAGUGAAAAAAAAUUGUAGAUCCUGCAAGUCUCAGGUCUACUUAUCUCAAUGUAGACAAAUCUGAGUUGAAUGAAUGGCAUUUUGUAUAGAUUUAAAUCAAUUUUUAAUCUCUAUAAAAUUAAAACUAGUCGUGUUUGCAUUGCUGUGGAAGGAAUUAUGAAGUAGCAAGAACUAAGUAAGUGAUAGAGAUACAUUUAAAUGGAGUCUAAUGGCAUAAAGUCAAAAUCAAUUCACUGAGCCCACAUCAAGUGGAAAACACUUUGGGACUACCUUGUGUGACUGUUCAGACAUGUUUUAUGAGCUUUUGUUUUAGCCUGCAAUGUGGGAAGUUUGCCAGGGGGAAGGGAAGGUGUGGUGCUGGGAACACUGCAAAGAAACCCCUUUUGGUUAGGUAUACUUUUUAUUAUAUGGCCUGUUGAUGGUUAAAACAUAUAGCAACUUAAGAAAGCAAAGCUACCUUAAACAGACCAAUCCUCAGUGCUGCUGUGGCACAGAGAAGGAGGCGGCUCCUAAGACUACAGGCAGCCAUCCUCCUCUAGAUCAGUGUUUUUCAACCUUUUUUGUGCAAAGGCACACUUUUUUCAUGAAAAAAAUCAC